Molecule: messenger RNA, 1087 nt
Organism: Arachis stenosperma
Lineage: Eukaryota; Viridiplantae; Streptophyta; Magnoliopsida; Fabales; Fabaceae
Product: single-stranded DNA-binding protein, mitochondrial-like
Exons: 6
Coding region: 134-796 (220 amino acids)
Biological process (GO): positive regulation of helicase activity; mitochondrial DNA replication
Cellular component (GO): mitochondrial nucleoid
Molecular function (GO): single-stranded DNA binding
Source: RefSeq, a predicted model, not a curated record
CAACAAGAGUGACGGUGAUUGCAAAAAUCUUCUCUCUCUCCUUUUUCCGCUGGACUCUGAGAAAGUGUUUAAACCCUUGCUCCACCUCCUCCUCUUUUUCUUCUUCGUUGUUAUUUGCAGGUUUUUGCUUAAAAUGAAUUCGCUUGGUAUUAGACUUGCGAAGCAUCUUCGUAUCACUCCUCUGAGCUCCUCUUCCCAUGCAUUUGGAAUGACGAUGACGGGAACACAGUGGUACUCAACAUUGUCAACUGAAAGUGACAAUGACGAGGGCGUAAAUGAUAGGGUUAAUGAUGAUCGAAAGAAUGAAGAAUUGGAUGAUGAAUUUGAUGAUUUUCUUGGUAGCAAGCCUGAUCUAGAACUGCAGGGUGUGGAUCCAAAGAGGGGUUGGGGAUUUCGAGGAGUGCACAAGGCAAUAAUAUGUGGAAAAGUUGGCCAAGUCCCUGUACAUAAGAUAUUGAGGAAUGGGAAGAACGUAAUGAUCUUUACGGUUGGGACUGGGGGAAUGUUUGACCAGAGAAUCAUGAGAGAAGUGGAUAUGCCAAGACCUGCUCAAUGGCAUCGCAUUGCUGUGCAUAAUGACAUCCUUGGGGCCUAUGCAGUACAACAACUUUUUAAAAACUCUUCAGUUUAUGUUGAGGGUAACAUUGAGACUAGAGUUUAUAAUGAUAGCAUCACUGGUGAAGUCAAAAGCAUUCCUGAGAUAUGUGUACGUCAUGAUGGGAAACUUCGCCUCAUAAAGGGUGGAGAGAGCAUUAAUUCAAAUUCAUUGGAUGAAUUGCGAGAAGGGUUGUUUUAGUAGAAACCUGGAAAGAUGAAAGGUGAAAAUGUUAUUGGUGGAAUGGAAGCACGUGCUUUGUAAGAAUCACAUGUUUGUAGUGAAUAGCAGCAUUUUUAAUGAACAAUAUAAAGAAUACUUUGCUUCGUUUCUUUAUUAUAUAUAUCUUUCAGCUUUCUGGAUUUCAGUUUCCCAUAUUCUUUUAAUAUAUGGGAAAGUGCAGAAGAACAUUUUUCCCCCCGAUAACAAAUCAUGUGAACAUGGAUAUGAAUGAUACUAAUCAAUUAACACUUAACGCGUACACUUGUAUAG